Molecule: messenger RNA, 320 nt
Organism: Hibiscus syriacus
Lineage: Eukaryota; Viridiplantae; Streptophyta; Magnoliopsida; Malvales; Malvaceae
Exons: 1
Coding region: 69-236 (55 amino acids)
Biological process (GO): negative regulation of cell population proliferation
Source: RefSeq, a predicted model, not a curated record
CAUUUUCAUACUUUUUCCAUUUCCAAAAGAUCGAAGAGAGAUAAAUCAAAGGAGAAACUAUCAACACCAUGAAGAUAAGCUUAAGCAGUUGUACUACUAGCAGUGCAGCAGCAGCCAUGGGAGAGUCCAAAAAGAAGGUUUCAUGCAGAAGGCUUGGAGGGUAUCUCAGACAACAAAAAGGAAGGAUUUACAUUAUCAGAAGAUGUGUUGUUAUGCUCCUUUGCUGGCAUGAUUAAACAAGUAUUUGCUGCAAGCUUGGAGCUGAUGAAGUUUUCAUCCAUCUCUGCCAGUAUCUGAGUAUUUUUGCAGCUAAUUUAGGC